GAGAGACAGAAACGUUCCUCUUAAAGAGAGCUGAUCUUUUGCAAACUUUCGAGGGACGUCCAUAUGUCACCAGUGGAUUAUUUCUUUACCUGGGAGAGAGCACAUUAUAUGCAAGGUUUUACCAGGGUGAAUAUACGUUUUUUAUUUUGCACUUGUACUCGCCAACUGUUCACGAACUGAGUGCAGCUUCCGGAUGUAACUGUUUAUGGUUUGGGUCCUCUUCAGUAUUUCUCCACUCUUCCCGUCUGGUGUUUGAUAACUUCACUGGUUUAUUCGAUACCUGUUUUCAGAAGAAUGAAGCCACCCAGGUAACAAGGGUGAAGACUUUACCAGACCAGAGGAGUUGAGCUCAGAGUCAGAACAGAGGAUUUGAGCUCAGAGUCGCCAGGCCAGAGGAGUUGAGCUCAGAGUCGCCAGGCCAGAGGAGUUGAGCUCAGAGUCGCCAGGCCAGAGGAGUUGAGCUCAGAGUCGCCAGGCCAGAGGAGUUGAGCUCAGAGCAGCCAGACCAGAGGAGUUGAGCUCAAAGCCGCCAGACCAGAGGAGUUGAGCUCUGAGUUCAACAAGAUCACUUCCUGAUGAUGACAGUAAACAUGGAUGACGAGGAGGCUCUGAACUCUAUCAUGAAGGACCUGGCGGCUCUGGGUCGCUGCUACGCCCAGCAGCACGACAGCAGCAGCCACAAACCCAAGCCCAGGACCCUGCUAUACAAACAGGAUUUAAGAGUCAAGCUGGUGCAUGAGAGAGAGAAACGCAUCAUCCUGUUCCAGCGACCUCUGAAGAUCAAGGAGCUGCUCCAGAAGGUCACAGAGGCCUUCGGACAACAGAUGGACCUCUUCUACACAGACAAGGAGCGGCUGGUUCCUCUAAAGAGCCAGGAGGAUGUUGACAGAGCGGUGCUCAACGUGGGCUCUACCAGCCUGCUCAGACUACUGCUGAAAACACCCACCAACAACCCUUUCCUACAGGUGGGCAGCAGGGACAAACAGAGCGAGAUGAGGUCGUCCCGUUCUCUAGGGGAUCUGAAGGGUUGUAUACUCAAGAGCUCAGAGAGGGUCCGCAAACACUCCACAGGUUCCCUCCAUACAGGUCGUAGGUCGCCCCCUCCAGGCUCGGUCCCAGAGGAGCAGCAGCAGAUCGCCAGGCACGGCUCCUACACCUCUAUUCACACUGAGGGAGAGUUUAUACCUGAGGGCCUGGACCAGAAGUUGCUGGAGCCCUUUGGGAGUGCAGACAACGCUCUGUCUAGCAGCUGUCAAUCAAUAGACCAAGCAUUGGACAGCCCUACUUUUUCCCAGAACAACCGAGACAACGACUAUCUGAGCCUCAACCAUGAAGGACACAGAGGGCGCCACAGUAAAGGAGGAACUUUCCCUCGUCAGUUCCACUUGUCCAAUGGCAGCAAAGACUACAGUGAUGGUCGGAGGACGUUCCCUCGGAGCUUCAUGCCUCAGGAGAACCUGUUUCAGCUGGUUCCGUCUAGUCAGACCAGGAGUUACAACGGAGACAGCACUCUGCAGUACAGCGACCUCAGAUCACUGGGACGAGUCACAGAGAACAGCUGCCCCCGCUGGGAAGCACCCAAAUCUCCGCGGGCGCCGGUGAACUGGCGUCAGGGGAAGCUGCUGGGGCGCGGGGCGUUUGGGGAGGUCUACCUCUGUUACGACGCUGACACCGGACGGGAGCUGGCCGCCAAACAGGUGCCCUUUGACCCCGACUGUCAGGAAACCAGCAAGGAGGUGAAUGCUCUGGAGUGUGAGGUCCAGUUGUUGAAGAACCUGCAUCAUGAGCGGAUCGUUCAGUACUACGGCUCUACGAGGGACCUGGAGCAGAGGAAACUCACCAUCUUUGUGGAGUUCAUGCCUGGGGGCUCCAUUAAGGACCAGUUGAAGGCAUACGGGGCGCUGACAGAGAAGGUGACACGGCGUUACACCAGACAGAUCCUCCAGGGUGUCUUCUACCUGCACAGCAACAUGAUCGUACACAGAGAUAUCAAAGGUGCCAACAUCCUGAGAGACUCUACUGGCAACAUAAAGCUGGGGGACUUUGGUGCCAGUAAACGCAUCCAGACCAUCUGUAUGUCAGGAACUGGCAUCAAAUCAGUCACCGGCACACCUUACUGGAUGAGUCCAGAAGUCAUCAACGGAGAAGGAUACGGACGCAAAGCUGAUGUCUGGUCUGUGGCAUGCACGGUGGUGGAAAUGCUUACCCAGAAGCCUCCCUGGGCAGAAUACGAGGCCAUGGCAGCCAUCUUUAAGAUUGCCACGCAGCCCACCAAUCCCCUCCUCCCUGAGGGCGUGUCCGAGUCCGCCCGGGACUUUGUGCGCCAGGUGUUCAUAGAGGAGAAGUGGCGUCCCACGGCCGAGAACCUCCUCUCACACCCCUUCGUCCAGGGGGGGUUCUGACCCUGACCCUUGACCUUUGACCCCUCCCCAGGGCCACCCUGCCUUCCAGGCCUCCAGGGGCCAGAGGACCCCCCACAGCUCCAGUCCUCCAGUCCUCCAGUCCUGCCCCAUAGACCCUCACCAGUCUCUGCCUUCAGAGGGCAUGAUGUGCCCUAGUCUCUCUCAUUAGCCAACUGACCCCAGGCCUGAUCAUAACCUGAGGCCCAGUCUCUCUCCUCCACCAGACAGCUGACCCCAGACCUGAUCAUAACCUGACCCCAGUCUCUCUCCUCCACCAGCUAACUGACCCCAGACCUGAUCAAAAGCUGGUCAAUAGCAGACCACCCAUAAAGGGAGGGCAGACCACUCAUAGCCCUCCACUCUCUCCCAUGCAGCUUUGAAUGCCUUGUUGGAGGGGGUGUCAGCUAGCUACUUAGCUAGUGUUGGUGUGUUUUCUACAUGGUCCGAAGAGGCAGCAGCAAAACCAGAAGGGAGGAUUAUAGUCUCUGAGCUGCAGGCAGAACUCUGGUCUCAGAUCAGAAGGGAGGAUUAUAGUCUCUGAGCUGCAGGCAGAACUCUGGUCUCAGAUCAGAAGGGAGGAUUAUAGUCUCUGAGCUGCAGGCAGAACUCUGGUCUCAGACCUGCCAUGAAAUACAAUCAGCAUCCACAACUAGUCUGACACUUCCUUUUACACUGAUCACCUUUUAUAUUCCACCUGCAUUGUGAUCACUGAUCACCCUUUAUAUUCUAACUGUUAGGUUAAGAGCAAACGAUGAAAAUCCAUCCCAGGGCUGUAAGGUAGUCAGCUAAUGUCCCUGUUGCCUUUGAGUAAUAUUCUGCUUCAAAAAGGGGGAUUGUGAACUAUUUGUUGUAAUACAUUCGAGAUGAACAGUCACCUUAACAGUUGAUGUCUAUAUUUUGACCUGAGAUAUGUAAAUGUAGUUUUUUCUUUGCCAAACGCCUUACAAUGACAAGUUGUAAAAUAGCCUUUUUGUACAUUUACAGAAUGACCCUGUUUCUACAACAUAGCACUCCUUCUAAUUCGGAAAGAGACCAUUGCACUUUUUAUACCAUGUAUUCAGUAGGUGCCCCAAUGCAGGAUAAUCAACAGAGAAAAAUAAAUACUGUAUUUGAAUGAGAGAAAUGUUGGUUAUUCCACUGUUUGGAGAAAAAUACCAAACAUUUGUAUUGUUGUGAAUGGUUACUCAACGUGUAUAAGCAAGCAAUACUCCUACGCUGACCAGUCUGUUCAAAUCCAUGUUUGUGCCAUGUUUCGUUCUAUCCCAGUGUAUUGUUCAUCAGCACAGAACUGUCCAGAGAGAGUUCAGUAAUACUCCUUGCUCUUCCCAGAGUUGGAAACAAAAAUAACCCCCAUCUAGAACUUGGAUUUCUCAGCCAGUGAAUCUCUCCAGUAGCCUGAAAUCCAGAAGCUGUUCUGUGACAACUUUCCACUCCAUGUACUCCGUGCUGUUUGGGAUGACAAGGAGUGGAACGUUGGUGUAGC
This is a messenger RNA of Coregonus clupeaformis (lake whitefish), 3885 nucleotides long. RefSeq names its product mitogen-activated protein kinase kinase kinase 3-like. Gene Ontology annotation, biological process: protein phosphorylation. Gene Ontology annotation, molecular function: protein kinase activity; ATP binding; protein binding. The transcript has 17 exons. NCBI's taxonomy places the organism in Eukaryota, Metazoa, Chordata, Actinopteri, Salmoniformes, Salmonidae. Bases 576 to 2402 code for a protein of 608 amino acids. The record is from RefSeq and is a predicted model, not a curated record.